CAUUUUUGUUUUCAAUAUUUCGUAAGUCCGUUGACUAUGGGGAUUUCCCGGAAAGGCUUUGGGUGCGCGUGACGAUUUUCUUUGUACACAAGACAAAUCUUACUGACGAAGUCGCACAGAUGUAUAGAAAGAGUUUCAAAGUAUUGCAUUUUAAAAAGCAACCCACAUCUAUUGCCCAAGUGUGCCUAAACAAUGGCAACAAGCACUUCAUCUUUAGAACCUUUACGAAGUAAAACUGCUUCGAUUCCUGGCAAUGUGAGCUUCAGUCCUAUGCCCAAUGUUUCACCUCCGCCAUCGUUGAUUGAGGUAGAAGGCAUACAAAAAAAUUUAUUCAUCAACCCUGUCGAUGAACAGUUCGUCUGCACAAUAUGCAAGAAGGUGUUACGAUGGGCCAUGCAGGAAGGAUGUGGCUGUAGAGCCUGCUUUGGAUGUCUACAAAGAACUAUCAAGACUCAAAGUGAAACUGUCACUUGCCCCAACUGUGGAGAAUCGUUCCCUAAGGAGGACAUCAUUAAAGACAACCAUGCGAGAAAAAAACUGGAGAAGCUGCAUGUGUACUGCGCAAACAGGGAGGCCGGUUGCCAGAAGCAGCUACUGUUGAGGAACCUGGAUGCACACGUACAGCAGGAAUGUGAAUACGAGAUGAUACAGUGUAUUCACAGGAGCAAAGGAUGCACGGCUGGAAUUCUCAGACAUAAGUUCGCCCAGCAUUUGAAGGAUGAAUGUUUGUUCCGCAGAGUGAAAUGCCAGUUCUGUGGUACGGAGUUGAUGGUAAAUGAGCAAGAGUCGCACGAGAAGAAAUGCAGAGAGCUCAUGGUUUCAUGCCCAAACAACUGUGGUACAACUUUGGUUCAUAAAGAUAGAAUUGAUGAACACAUUACAACAAGCUGUCCACUGACUGCAGUUGAGUGUCUUUUCAAACGUUAUGGGUGUAACUUUUCGCAACAACGUAAAAUGAUGGAUGACCACAUGAAAGAAGCCCAAGCGUAUCACCUCACGCUAGUCACCCAAAACAUCAUCCAGAUAGAUUCCAUGUUGUCUACUAUGUCUCGUAAAGUUGAUGCAAUAACCGUUGGAAACCAGAUGCACAGUUUGGACAUCUCCAGCGGAGGCCUCAAGCAAUUACCCCAGAGGAACGAGAAGCAAAUCCGAGAUUUGCAGAGAAACAUUGCACCGAGGCUAGAGAAGAUAGACACGUUGGAGGACAGUAUGAACCAGAUGGCCAAGCAGACGACAGUGAUGGCACUCCAAGAGUCCCUCAAGCCUGUCCAGAACAAGUACGAGCAAUUCCAAAGCAAACUGCAAGAAUUGGAGCAGCAGGUUGCCGGCAGAUCGUCAUCGGGGCCCGAAGUAUCGCUAUUGAGUGGAAGUGCAGUGUCUGCUCCGCGGGUCACAGCAAUGGAGAAUCAGAUGGGAAUGCACGCCGUCCGCAUCGCAGAGCAUGACCUUAGAUUCCAGGUAAUGGAGACGGCAAGUUUUGACGGAACUCUCCUCUGGAAGAUCAAGGAUUUCUCAAGACGCAAGAGGGAUGCAGACAACGGGAAGACGCUGUCACUGUACAGCCAGCCAUUCUAUACGAGUCGCUACGGUUACAAGAUGUGCGCGCGCGUAUAUCUGAAUGGCGACGGGAUGGGCAAAGGCACCCAUGUGUCUUUGUUUUUUGUGGUGAUGCGAGGUGAUUAUGAUGCCUUGUUACCAUGGCCAUUCAGCCCUAAGGUGACGUUGAUUUUGAUGGAUCAAGACAAGGGUCGACGCCAUUUGACAGAUAGCUUCAGGCCAGACCCGUCAUCUUCUAGCUUCCAGCGCCCCACUAAUGAGAUGAACAUCGCCUCUGGAUGCCCGCUCUUUGUCUCUCAGUCUGUGCUGAGCGACGUAGCGUACGUCAAGGAUAACGUAAUGUUCAUCAAGGUGAUUGUAGAUGUGACCGAUGUGGUCCGGCCGUGAUUAAAGCUUUGGUUUAAGACUCCUUCAUGGAUCUUGGAAGGGUUCAGAUUUAUAGCUUGCCAUAUUUUGUAAAGCCGCUGGCCACGCGAAUCUGCGUAGGGCAGACUAAUCCUGCUUAGCAGCUUUAUGUAAUAAGGUUUGAAAGAUGAGGAACUGUUUGAAGUAAACUUCCCAAGAUUUCCCUGUAUAUUUUUUCCUUCUGUCUUCUCUUUCUGUUUUCAAAAUUAUUUACUUAUAACUUCCUUGAACACACCUUUGAAAAGCUGUAAUAAAAAAAUUAAAAUGUAAACAUGUUAUUAUAAUUCUCUUAAAUACACCUCUAAAAAGAAAUGAAUACCAAACUAAAAAAACAUGUAUUUAUAAUUUUCCUAAAUACACCACUAAAAAACUAGAAGUAAACUUAAGUAUUACAGCCCAUUAAAUUAGCACUUGCAACACACACUUUUACUUUUUACACAAGGCACAAACCCCCUCACAACAGCAAUCAGAAAUUUAUUUUGUCUAGAGUUGGAAUUCUUUUAACAAGUAUUUUACAGAGAUUUUUGCCUCACAAAGACAGUCUUGCUUUUCAAAAGCCAUACAGUCGAUUAAAUUUAAUUUAAUUCAAUUCAAUUAGCAUUAAUUAUGUUCUGAUCUUUUAAUUUGGAACUUACUAUUCAAGGCAUUCGCAUUUUCAUAAUAAAUUGUUAAUUUUUCCAUUUGAAAAAUCAAAGAGACUUCUUUAUUAUAUGGGUACUGGGCCCAAUUUUAUAAAGCCUAUAAGCACAAAAAACACUUGCUUAGCACAGUUGUUGCAGCUGGUGCCACAUUAAUUUUUUGCUUAGCAAAGAUAUUUACUCAGCAGUAUUUUCCGCUAAACAGCUUUAUGAAAUUGGAUCCUGGUCAGGAAGGUCCGGUGACAUCUAAGAGAUUUAACCGACGUCCAACAAUGAACUUAAGAACCACAUUUUGAACUCAAACAAGUCCCCCCAAAAAUUACCUGCAUAAAGCAGCAGAAGGAUUUUGUGAUUUUCUUUUUUUAAAUUGGUAUUUUUGUGUGAAGUUGUUGUUGCUGCUGAUGUUGUUCAAAUUGUCCUUGAGGUUUGCACUAUGCACCAGGCAAGCAUGAACCUUAUUCAAAGCCCUAAGUCAAAGCGCUAGAACGGGCAACCCAACUCACUGCAACGUGCACUAUUAACAACAAGGUUGAUUAAUAUUCCUUAUCCACCGAUGCAAGUUUCCUUCUAUUAAAUCAUUGCUAGACUGAAGGAUUCGAUCUGCCUUCUAGCUACCCGUGCAAUCAUGAUGGUCUAGUUGUUAAACCUAGAAUUGCAAAGGUUGUGGGUUCGAAUCCCGUCGUAGUUGUAUGUCUUUGAUGGUUUCACAGAGCUCGGGAAAGUAUACAUUGCUAACACACAUUGGUGUAUUAUGAGUGAAAGCAAAAUUAACAAGGUUUUAUAAUGCAGUCAAAAUAUUAUUGUAGUCCUCAAUUCCUUUUAGUGUAAAGACCCCUCCCUUUUUUAGGCGGUUGGGGGAGGGGGAAACCAUAGAUGUCUCACCUGUACCUGGAUAUACAUUAGAGUGGUUUUCUAUGUAAACUAAUGCCUGACCUUUGUCUUAAGAAGAAGAGAAUUAAGCUUAUAGGAUUUAGGUACUUUUUGUAAAACAAAACACAAUGCCCACACACCUACAUUAAACUCACACAGUUU
Asterias rubens (European starfish) is the source of this 3632-nucleotide messenger RNA. Its product is annotated as TNF receptor-associated factor 3-like. The transcript is spliced from 9 exons. The record is from RefSeq and is a predicted model, not a curated record. The coding region runs from base 193 to 1944 and encodes 583 amino acids. Gene Ontology annotation, cellular component: plasma membrane signaling receptor complex. Gene Ontology annotation, biological process: regulation of apoptotic process; positive regulation of JNK cascade; tumor necrosis factor-mediated signaling pathway. Gene Ontology annotation, molecular function: zinc ion binding; protein binding. NCBI's taxonomy places the organism in Eukaryota, Metazoa, Echinodermata, Asteroidea, Forcipulatida, Asteriidae.